AUGAAUAAUCAGUUUAAACUUGGUUUUUGCUAUGAAAAAAAUAUAGGAACUUCCAAAGACAAAGAGAAAGCUUCUGACAUUAGAAAUUCUGUUAAACAAAUUAGCAAUAAUUUUGUAGAAGCUGUAUCUAAAGUCUCCACAAAUGCAGCAGCCCAAAAAAAAGCAGCAAAUGAAAUCACUAUAGCAAAAAAAAAAAUUACAGAAUUCAAGCAAAUUUACAGCAUUUCAACAGAUUCUCAGUUUAAACAUGAUAUAUAUAUAAAAAUAAGCAAUCUUCAGACUCAAAUUAGAGCUAAUAAAGAUAGAAUUGCCAAAUUAAAAAAAAAAAUGCUAAGUAUACUCAAAAUUGUCUCAGUUCCUGGAGUUUCACAUACUAAUACACAUGAACACCCCAAUGGUCAUUACUGCUUUGCAUCUGUUAAAUGUGCAAAACAAUUUGCAUCUGUUUUUUCUAAUAUGUUAGUUGUCAUCUGUCAAGAUGACAAAGCAAAGAUAGGUUUUGAAAUACCUGCUGUAGGUCAAACAUUUUAUAUAUUACAAUCAAUUAAUAAUCCUAUUUGUAUAGCAGAUCAUAAUUUUGUGAUAGGAUUUGAACAAAAAUUAGUUCUUUCAGUAUACCUUUUAAUGAAACUAGAUGAAUCAAAUGAUGAACCAUGA
Molecule: messenger RNA, 657 nt
Organism: Cetraspora pellucida
Lineage: Eukaryota; Fungi; Glomeromycota; Glomeromycetes; Diversisporales; Gigasporaceae
Source: the annotation of a GenBank genome assembly